This is a messenger RNA of Arvicanthis niloticus (Nile rat), 2742 nucleotides long. The record is from RefSeq and is a predicted model, not a curated record. Lineage: Eukaryota; Metazoa; Chordata; Mammalia; Rodentia; Muridae.
CCAGCCCAGCCCGAGCGCCGUGGCAUCCGAGCGGGAGCCGGAGCCCGAGCGGGACCGGAGCUGGAGCCGAAGCUGGAGCCGGCACUGCGGCGCACGGAGCGGAGCGCCGCAGCCAAGCCGAGUGAGUGGAGGGGGCUUCCCCCUCAAGAAGUCAGAGCUGUGCUCGUGGGCAGGCUGGCUCCGCUGUUCUGCUCCAAGGAUUACAUGUCCUUCAAACGCCCUUGCCCUUUAGCACGAUACAACCGUACCAGCUACUUCUACCCCACCACGUUCUCCGAGAGCUCUGAGCACAGCCACCUGCUAGUGUCUCCAGUGCUGGUGGCAAGCGCUGUCAUAGGUGUGGUCAUCACUCUCUCCUGCAUCACCAUCAUCGUGGGAAGCAUCAGAAGGGACAGGCAGGCCCGGAUCCAGCGACACCACCAUCGCCAUCGCCGCCACCAUCACCAUCACCGCCACCGCCGGCACCGACACCGAGAAUACGAGCAGGACCACGCAUCGGGAGGACACACACACAGCCACUCCAGUCACAGGAUGCCCUAUGCCUGUAGCCCUGCUGAGGACUGGCCCCCGCCCUUGGACAUCAGCUCUGAGGGGGAUGUGGAUGUCACCGUGCUCCGGGAGCUGUACCCAGAUUCUCCACCAGGCUAUGAAGAAUGCGUGGGACCAGGGGCCACUCAGCUGUAUGUCCCCACGGAUGCACCACCACCCUACUCGAUGACUGACUCCUGCCCCAUGCUGAGUGGUGCCCUUGACUCAGACAGAGGCCACGGCCACAGCCAUCGUCAGCAAGAGCAGAGGACCUGGGGUCAGAGUGGCCUCCACACUGUCUCUAUGGACACGUUGCCACCUUAUGAAGCCGUGUGUGGAGCAGGCUCUCCAUCUGACCUGCUGCCAUUGCCAGGACCAGAACCACGGCCAACUAACUCCCAGGGCUCACCCACCCCAGCCCAGGCUCGGAUCCCCAGCCCUGAAAGGAUAGUGUGAGUGACCGAGCCUAUAAGUCCCACUGGUUCUUCCAGGCUACCCCAUCUCUUCCAGGUACACAAGUGUGCACACAACUCAUGAACAUGCAUAUUUAUAACUACAAAUAUAUACUGACAUACCCCAAGUGCAUACACUGACACAUCCCACACAUAUGUAGACACCUGUACAUGCACAGGUCCCACUACCACACAAACUCACCUGGGAAGGUUUUCUUUAGAUGAACUGUUCCCUAUCUGGUAUCUCUUCCUCCCCAACCUGGUGCCUGGUGGUAGUGCCUCUCUAAACAGUGCUGGGCAGAGGUAAGAGAUAGGAAGCCCUACUUUCUACCUUCUCCCCAGCCUUCUGUAGGCUGUGGCCACAAUCUGAUUCUCCUGCAGAGACUGCUUGGUCAGCUUCCUGCCAUAACUCCUACCCCAGGGUGUAUCCUACUGGGAGCUGAGACAGGUCCCAGUGAGGUCCCACUGUGCACUGUGCCUAUCUCUCAACUCCAGGGAAGAAGAGCCGCAAUGUCACCAUCCUGCCACUUACAAGGUGGAGAAAAACAGGUCUGGUGGCUUAGGCAUGACCUGGAGGUUCUCAUAGCCCAUUUAGCCUGUCUCGAUGUCCUCAGUUUGGCGGUGCUAGUGGGGUUAGCUCAGACACCCACCCUAAGUUUCAGGGGGAGACAGGCCCUUGGGCAUGUGUCAUGGAGGAACAUCACAGUUUUUCUUAUGUCCGUGCCAGGAUUGAGAGCUCAAGAAAAACAAGGUGUGGGUAGCCGCCCCUCGCCCCAUGCUGCCUAGACACCACUCAGAGGAGGCACAGAGGGCCCACUGCUCAAUAAGUGCCCGACCAGCCCUGGCAACCUGAGUCUAAGAGAUCUCAAGCCAACCCAAGAGCCAGCGCUGUCAUCCAGGGUGGCAACUCACAGCUGGGAACUGACUUGAUGAAUUCUGGCCUUGCCUCUUUGGGGCAUAUGCAGAGACAAAAACAAAACAAAACAAAACAAACCACAAAACUCCAUGUCACUAUGAGAAGACCAAUGUCUGCUGCCAACAUCCCAUCAUGAAAGCAGGUGUGUGGAGACAGCCAGUUGGAGAAAGGCUCAGAUAUUAGCCUGCGAGCUCCAGUGAGCUCCGUCAAAGACUAUAUAAGGUGACAAGGCAAUCUCUGAAGACCCAGCUUGCCAAAGCUAAGCACCUUUGAGGAGUAUCCCACAGCUCUGCCGCUGGCACUGGCGGCGGGCAGUGAGACCUCCUGCCUCCUGACUCCUACCCUCUGUCAGUCAUCCCAAAGCAGCGGACCUAUCCCCACUGACCCCCUUCCCACAUUCAAUUCCUCCAAUGAAGGGCUAAGAAAAUUCAGCAAUCCCUUUCCUAAGCAGAGGGGUGGCAAGGAUGGCUAUCUUGAUUUUUAUUUUCUAUAGAAAUUGCAUUUAUUCCGAUGCAGAGCCGAAAGAAAGGGCCCAACCCACAGGCUCUGUAGCAUCCCGCGGGCAGCAUCCUAGAGUCACAGGCCUGGGGGAGGGAACCUUGUUUACAAGCACUUCUGCCCACCUUUGAGAUGUUGUGCUUUCUAGGCAAAGAUGUCUGUCUGUUGUACUGUAUAGCCUUUAAAACGCACCCCAAGGAUGAAACUCUUUUAAGAACGGCAGCGUGUUUCUACAGUGCUCUGGAAAGUGGUGGGGGAAGAAAAACAUCCCUGCCUACUCAAAGGGCUGGAGGGAUCUGCAGAACAGCUUUUCUUCCUCGAUUAGGCUGAAUAGGCAACAAUGUAUCU